UAAUACAAUUUGGACCGAUGAUCUCUUAUGUAUUUUAUGGGAUUAAAACUACGUUACGGCUUAUUGAAAUUGGAUUUAAAUAGCUUAUUGACACUUUAUCUACGUGAAGUAUUUAAUAAAAUUUAUAUCAUUUCACUUGUAAUAUUAUAUAAACCACGAAAACUGGAAUAUGGGGUUAACUUAAUGUGAUUUCAUUUCAUAAUUUACGGCUUCGAACCUGAUAACAAUUGAGUGUUUUUAAGUCGUUGUUUUAAGGAGCGUGUCUCUUGGAGACGCUUAAAUAAUAACAACCGAGUAAUUCCAAAUGAACGUAUAAAUUUUAAAGUUACCUUAUCGCAUGAAAAUAUAGCUACUUAUCUCUUAUUCGAUUUUAUUUCCAAAGCAAAUAUUUUUAAAAAAGAAUAUCUUUAAAUUACAUUUAAUGUAAAGUGACACUUGAUCAUACAAGUGUAUUUUAAGAGGGUAUUUUGGUAUAUUCGAUCUAUUUGAAGUUGUUAAAAUUUAAAUAAAAGUGAGCGUUUGUGUGUAUGAUGACAGUUUAAAAACAUUAGCUCUUUGACUGCUUAAAAUUAGAAUAAUAUCUCUGACUGCAACAUGAGAUCUUGCCUAAGAAUAGCGAGGACGUUAUGCAAACCUAUAAGCUCAUCUUUUUCUGGAUUUAAAAAGGAUGUGUAUUCUGUGACUUGUGUUGUGUCCAACUCUAAUGUGUCGGAAAUAUAUCAGAAACCGAAAACAUGUAGUGAACGGAUCAGGAACGGCAACGCAGCUCUAGCUCUUCCGUUUAAGGUAGCGAAAAGUGGUCGAUUACAUUUAUAUUUUCACAAACUGAGUCAGGACUACGGUUCGAUCACCAAAUUCAAGCUGCUAAGAAAGAACAUUUUUGUGUUAAAUACGUUUGAAUCCGUAGAAAAGUUACUUGAGCUGAACGGACAUGCGAACGGACGGUCUAGCCCGUUUUUCCAGUAUUACGUAUUUCAAAAUAAAGGAUUUUCGUUUGGGGAUUUCACAGACGUUGGUGAAAGGCAAAAAGAAAUUUUGAAAAACUGUUUACAUUAUGAAAUCGUCCAUUCAAGAAACGUAAUUUUGAAAGAAAUAGAUGGAUUUAUUUUUGGGCUUCUCAAUGAAAAUAAAAACCUGAACAUUGAUUACAUUCGUCUGUUUCUUAGCAACGUUUUUAGCAGACAGUUAGCGGAAAUGGUUUCCAACGUUAUUUCUAUAUUGUCGGGAACGGUUCAGUUGAUGAAUAAAGUAGGGCCUAGGGUUGCUUGCUAUAGGCCAAAGAAUCUUACACUUCCGGGACCAAAAGGGCUCCCUAUUAUUGGAAAUAGUCAUCAAAUGGAUUCUAGUCAAAUUGAAAAGAUGUGCACUAAAUGGAGUAAAAUUCAUGGAAAUUUGUUUCAAAUUAAACUUUUUGGAAAACCUGUUGUCGUGAUUUCUGACGCGGAUCUUUUACGGAAAGCGUUUUCUAGUCAAAAUUUAAGCAAUCAUUUGAAUGACAGGUCUGUAAAUGUAACUAGUCACGUGUUCAAAGGCAGACGACAUGUAGGGUUUGCUGAUUUGAGUGAAAAGACGAUGUCAUUACGAAAUAUUCUCAGGAAAAAUGUUUUACGUUACCAAAUGAAUGACGAGGUUUUUCAAAAGUGUUCACGAGUUGCAAUAGAAAACUUUGUAGAAAAAUGUAGCCGAAGAUCAACAGAUGACAAAAACCUGCAUGAUCUUAUAAAGGAAUAUUUUACUGACUUGCAUUCAAUAAUGCUCAUUGGAGAGACUUUGCCAGUAGACGAUCCUGACUCAAAAUUGCUAUGGGAACUGAUCGACCAUUUGUACACCCUCCUUGAACCAAGUAUAGACGCACCGUUGAGAGUGUUGCCAUUUCUUAGAUUCCUACCAGGCAAAUAUAGAAAUAUUUUCAGAGAUACAAUCAAAGCAAGGGAUGGCGUUGCUAGGAGAUACUUCGAUACCCAGAAAAGCACGUACAAGGAAGGUCGGGUCCGAGGGUUGGUUGACGUUUGUUUGAAGAUACAGCAAGAAGAGAUGCAGACUAAAGGUGAAAGCUGGCUCACUGACGAUUACAUCAAGGGCCUCAUGUAUGAUACUGUAGCUGCAGGAAUGUCGGAGAUGAUGAAAAGCAUACGCAUGCUUAUUUUGUUGAUGUGCCAUUACCAGAAUGUUCAAUCACGUGUUCACACAGAAAUUGAUGACGUCAUUGGAACGACAUCAAUCCCAUGCUCCUCUCACCGGAACAAGAUGCCAUACACGGAAGCAGUCCUACUCGAGAUGUUGCGAUAUGUGAGUCAAACACCAUUAGCUAUACCACAUAAGAGUAACAAAGACGUUGUCCUUGACGGAUAUUUAAUUGAGAAAGAUUCAGGGAUAUUUCCCAACAUUUGGGGCAUUCACCAUGACGAGAUUGUAUGGGGCGAUCCUUGGGUGUUCAGACCGGAGAGAUUUUUGACAGAAAAUGACCAACUUUUGCCCGCAGACCAUAAAUUAAGACGAACGUUAAUUCCGUUCUCAGUUGGGAAGAGGCGUUGUCCCGGUGAGGAUUUCGCAAUGUCUCGGUUGUUCCUGCUGUUCACGUCCAUGUUACAGAGGAUAGAGUUCUCUCCUCCUGCUGAAGAGGAACUACCCUCGGCAGACCCUCGGCUGUAUACAAACAAAUAUCCUCUUCUUCUGCCGGUGUUCACGUGCAGAGCACUACCAAGGGAGGCAAUCUGAGAAGAAAAUUUUGUACUCUCGUCGACGGAGUUACGAAAGUUUGUCAAGCGGAAUGCCUUGGAGAGAUACAUUGUCCUUGCGGACAUAUUUUUCAGAAUCAAAAGAGGCGAUGAGCAUUAUAGAAACCCGUGCAUGUAUUGUCUGGAACAUUAGAAAUCUUGCAGGCAACGUCAAAAGUAUUAAUAUUGAUGCAUUCAACUACGCAUUUUGUUUCGUUUAUGUUUCAUGUCUAUUUAUUUAUAUGCUAAUUAAUUUAUUUAAUUUUACAUAUUUGUACUAUUCAAUGUAUAUGUGUUAAUUUUUAAGGUACUGUGCUGUUUCAGCCGAUUUCGGUGGUAUUUUAUUUAUUUACUUUUCGGGGCUGAGACACACAAUACAUUUUUUUAAUAUAAUGUGACAUUUUUGUUUGCUUUACAAAUUUUAAACUGUUACUAACAAUGUGGAGUUGUGAUUUCGAGCUUGUGAUAUUUUCGAGUUAGUUAUAUUUUCGGACUAGUCAUAUUUUCGGACAAGUCAUUAAGCAAAACUUCACAACAUGGUUAGUAACAGUUGCAUUUAAAAGAGCUCUUCUUUUGCUUUACGAAACAAAAGAGGCAUCAGAAUACGGCAUUAGUUGAUUACAAUGUUUAAAGCAAACGGUUGUGUAAUCGAUUGUCUUUUGAAGAAAAAUUAAACAGAAGAAAAGA
This is a messenger RNA of Mercenaria mercenaria, 3404 nucleotides long. Its product is annotated as cytochrome P450 2J4-like. The record is from RefSeq and is a predicted model, not a curated record. Gene Ontology annotation, biological process: progesterone metabolic process; hormone biosynthetic process. The transcript is spliced from 7 exons. Gene Ontology annotation, molecular function: iron ion binding; heme binding; steroid 17-alpha-monooxygenase activity. Lineage: Eukaryota; Metazoa; Mollusca; Bivalvia; Venerida; Veneridae. The coding region runs from base 595 to 2718 and encodes 707 amino acids.